AACGAUGUUGCACUACGGAUUACUGCGAUCUCUUGUACAUAUUCUUAGCUUAUCUGUUGUGUUGGUGGCAUGUCAAAAAAAUGAUAUUACUGAAAGUACAGACUAUAUUUCAUCUGUGCCGAAUAGGCUUAGGUUGUUGAAACAAAAUGAGAAACUAUUGCUGAAUCUCUACGAAUAUAUUGAGGAAUUGCAAGCGAAGAUCGAGACAUUGCGAGGGCUGGCCAAGCACUUACACCAGCCACAACUGGCAGCCAAAGGACGAGAAAAGGAAUUCCUCUCCAAUCCGAUGAACAGUUUGUCGCUUAUAAGACAAAUGCAUGCAGAUUGGUCUAAUGUGGAGAAGGUGAUGAAACAAUCAGUUGGUCAAAAACAAUUGAAUUUUAUAAGGAAAAGACCCAAGCUGAAAAAUGUUAAGGAAAGUUUUAUUGCCAUGCAUCGAAUAGCUUCGAGUUAUGAGCUAAAUGCGACUGAUAUUGCCAAGGGAUUGCUUGACGGCAUGCAGACUGAUGCAAAACUUUCUCCACUCGAAUGUUAUGAAAUGGGAUUGCUCUAUUUUAAUGGAUCGCUUUAUCACAAAGCAGUCGAAUGGUUAGAAACAGCCAAAGCGUUAAUGGAUAAAACUCCAAGUGAUGUCUAUGGUGUGUUGGGUCUAACACGUAGUAAAAUUUCCCAUCUAUUAGCUAGAUGUUACACAGCUUUAAACAACUUAGAGCUAGCCCGCCUUGUGUUGCAGUCAGAGCCAGAUUUGAACGCUAAGGCUGAGGAGUUGUUAGAAUACUUCCAAGCAAACAAACCUCAAAAAGUUGAAAAUGAUCUCAUCGAAUUUGAUAGUGCCUACGCUUAUUUCUGUGGCUCUUCUUUUAAACCUAAGCCAACACGUCUUCUUUGUUCCUAUAAAACAUCAGGAACGCCUUUUCUUCGCCUGGCUCCCUUUCAAAUGGAACAGAUCUCGAUGGAUCCCGAUAUAUUCGUGUUCCACAAUGUGAUCUCUAGCGCAGAGAUUGCAAUUUUAGACCGGGAAACGGAAGCAUUUCUGGUUCCUGCCAAAGUAGGUAAUAGUGAAGGAGAAAAAGUUACCAAUUAUCGCACAGUGAACAGCGCUUGGUUGCCUCAUGUAAAUGUUUCAAGAGAAGUGAAUUUACUGGCAGUGCGAUUGCAUAAACGAAUGUCGGAUUUGUCAGAUUUCAAUCUCGACAGUUAUAGUGACGUCAUGCAGGUGCUUAAGUAUGACUUUGGAGGACAUUUCAACAUUCACAAUGAUUACUUCAACGACUCCAGCAGCGAGGAUCGCAUUGCCACAAUUUUGUUUUAUCUCAAUGAUGUGCCUAGUGGUGGUGGAACAGUGUUUUUUGACCUCGACUUGAAGGUGCAGCCAGAGCCUGGCAAAGCUGUUCUCUGGUACAAUUUGAAUUUGGAAACAUUUGACUACGAAGAGCGAAACAUACAUGCAUCUUGCCCUGUCAAAAUUGGCUCUAAAUUUGCCAUCACCCAAUGGGUCUUUGAGCAUCGACAGAUGCUCAACCGACCAUGUUUAAGGCCUCCAAAGUUGCGUCAAUACAAAAGCAGAAGACGAUGGAAAAUGUUGCACUACAGACUGCUGCGAUCUUUUGUGAAUAUUCUCAGCAUUUCUGUGUUGUUGGUGGCGUGUCAAACGGAGAAUCCUAUUAAAAGUACAGAUUAUAUUUCAUCGCCAAAGAACAAACUAAAGUUAUUGGAACAAAAUGAAAAACUAUUGAUGAAUCUCUAUGAAUACAUUGAUCGAUUGCAUGAGAAGAUUGAGACAUUACGAAAGAUUGGCAAGCACUUGCAGCAGCCUCAACUGACAGCUAAGGGUCAAGAAGAAGAGUUUCUCUCCAAUCCGAUGAACAGUUUGUCGCUUAUAAGACAAAUGUAUUCAGAUUGGAUUCAUGUGGAGAAGUUGAUGGAUCAACCAGUUGGUCAAAAACAAAUGGAUUAUAUUCGGCGAAUGAAUGAGCGAAAACCUCGACUGGAAAAUGUUGAGGAAGCCAUGGUUGCGAUGCAUCGCUUAAAGGAAAGUUAUUGGUUGAAUGCUAGUGAUAUUGCCGAGGGAUUGAUUGACGAACUACAAACUGAUGGAAAACUAUCGCCACUUGAAUGCUAUGAAAUGGGAUUGCUCUAUUUUAAUGGAUCGCAUUAUGGCACAGCAAUCGAGUGGCUGCAAACAGCUAAAGAUUUAAUGGAUAAAGCUCCAUCUGAUGUCUACGCUUUCUUGGGUCUAACUCGUAGCAAUAUUUCGUAUCUUUUAGCUAGAUCACACACAGCUUUAGGGAACUUGCAGCCUGCUCGCGUUGUGCUGCAAGCGGAUCCAGAAUUUAGCUGGCAAGUUGAGGAGUUGUUGGCAUAUUUUCAGGAAAACAAACCAAAAGGAGUAAAAAAUGAACAACUCAUUAGAUUUCAUGACACGAAUGCUUAUCUCUGUAGCUCUCUUUAUAAACCAAAACCCACGCGGCUUUUGUGCUCCUACAAAACAUCGCCAUCGCCUUUUCUUCGACUGGCGCCUUUUCGAAUGGAACAGAUCUGGGAGGAUCCCGAGAUAUUCGUGUUUCACAAUAUGGUUUCAAGCUCAGAAAUUGCGACGUUGCAGCGAAUAAUGGAAAAAGUGAUGCAUACUAAAAUCGAUGAUCUUGAAGAUUUACGAUAUUAUCAGUUUCACCGCACAGUGCGUCAAUUUUGGAUGCCCAAUCCAGAUCUUCCACAGAAAGAAAAUUUGCUUGUGAGACGCAUACGACAGCGAUUUUCCGAUUUGUCAGAUUUCUACAUUAGCGAUGCAUAUCUGGCGAAUAUGCUGAGGUAUGGCUAUGGCGGCCAUUAUGAAGGUCACAAUGAUUUCUUGAAUGAUACCAUACCGAACAUCGACGAUCGCAUUGCCACCAUAGUGUUGUAUCUGAAUGAUAUGCCAAGUGGUGGUGGAACAAUGUUUCCUACGCACCAGUUGACGGUGCAGCCAGAGGCUGGAAAGGCUUUGCUUUGGUACAACCUAAAGCUGGACACCUUUGACUUUGAGACGCGUAACUUGCACGCUGCCUGUCCUGUGAAAAUAGGCACUAAAUGGGCUAUGACGCAAUGGAUACACGAGGACGAUCAGAUGUUUACUAAUCCUUGCUUGAAGCCUUCAAAAAACCGCAAAUAUUAG
Molecule: messenger RNA, 3154 nt
Organism: Drosophila albomicans
Lineage: Eukaryota; Metazoa; Arthropoda; Insecta; Diptera; Drosophilidae
Exons: 14
Coding region: 5-3154 (1049 amino acids)
Biological process (GO): peptidyl-proline hydroxylation to 4-hydroxy-L-proline
Cellular component (GO): endoplasmic reticulum
Molecular function (GO): protein binding; iron ion binding; procollagen-proline 4-dioxygenase activity
Source: RefSeq, a predicted model, not a curated record